Phasianus colchicus (ring-necked pheasant) is the source of this 657-nucleotide messenger RNA. RefSeq names its product free fatty acid receptor 2-like. Gene Ontology annotation, molecular function: G protein-coupled receptor activity. Lineage: Eukaryota; Metazoa; Chordata; Aves; Galliformes; Phasianidae. Gene Ontology annotation, cellular component: plasma membrane. The record is from RefSeq and is a predicted model, not a curated record. Gene Ontology annotation, biological process: cellular response to fatty acid; G protein-coupled receptor signaling pathway.
AUGCUGCUCCUCAUCAUCUACGCGCUGACCUUCGCUGUGGGUUUUCCUGCCAACGUCUUCACCUUCAUCAUCCUCCUCACCAAAAUCCGAUGUCACUGUCCUCAUCCCCAGCUCACUGCUGCCGACCUCCUCCUCCUCCACCUCAACACCGCCGACCUCCUCGUCCUCUUCUUCCUCGCCUUCAAGAUGGCUGAGGUGGCUGCCAACAUGCUGUGGCCCUUCCCCAAAGUGCUCUGCCCCAUUGCAAACUUCUGCUUCUACUCCAGCAUCUACCUCAGCACUCUCUUUAUGGCUGCCCUCAGUGUGGAGCGCUACUUUGGGGUUGUGUUCCCACACCGCUACAGCCGGCGCCGGAGGUUAUGGCGGACGAUGGCCGCCAGCGCCGUCCUUUGGGUGAUGGCAUUGUCCCAUUGUUCCAUCGUCUUUGUGGCAGAGUAUUACAGAGAGUUUGGGGUCAAUGGCUCUGAGGCUGAUGGGGAACGUGGUCUUGGGUUCAAUGAGAUCAAGACCUGGGGAUCGGUGAUGGACAACUCCACUCAUGUUGACCCCACUGUGCUGAAGAUGGACAACUCCCCUUGUUUUGGGGUCAGUGGAUUCCAGCCUGGGGGAUUUGAGUUGACCAAAGCUAAUGGCAUUGACACUGAUGUCCCCAACACC